Messenger RNA from Anolis carolinensis (green anole), 3838 nucleotides. RefSeq names its product N-acetylglucosamine-1-phosphodiester alpha-N-acetylglucosaminidase (gene nagpa). The transcript is spliced from 11 exons. The record is from RefSeq and is a predicted model, not a curated record. Bases 33 to 1790 code for a protein of 585 amino acids. Lineage: Eukaryota; Metazoa; Chordata; Lepidosauria; Squamata; Anolidae. Gene Ontology annotation, biological process: secretion of lysosomal enzymes.
CGCUUGCCAUGUGACCGGGCCGGCGGCUCAAUAUGGCGGCCUCCAAGGAGCGGUCCCAACGUGGGCUGAGGAAGAGACAGAGCCUGGCCGCACUUGCUGCUUAUUUCCUAGCUCUGCCCUGCUGUUUCCUGGGAGCUCAGGCUGGCAGCGUGGCCUGGGAUUCCAGGAACGCCGAUCUCUUGCUGCCGUAUCUUCCUCCUCAACAUGGACCUCAGCGUCGCCUUCGCUUCGCCAGGGAGUGUCGGACUCUCCUCCUCAGCAACACAACUCACGAAUCCUGGCCCAGCGACAACAGUAGCGAUUCCUCACUGGCCGUCACACGCGGAUUCGUUUCGUACGUUCCUCCAAAGGGUCCCAACAGCCAACAGGUGUACGGCCAUUUCACAGUCGUACGUGACCCUCUCAGGACGUUCUCUGUGUUGGAACCCAAAGGGCCGGGUGGAUGCCAAUCCCGGAUCACCGCGACGGUGGAAGAGACUGCCCGAAACGGCCGGUGCCUGGUGGCUCAGAACGGGGGCUAUUUCAACACGAAGACAGGAGAGUGCCUUGGGAACGUGGUGAGCGACGGGCGACUCGUGCAAAGUGCCGGAGGAGUCCAAAACGCUCAGUUCGGCAUCCGGAAAGACGGCACCCUUGUUGUCGGGUACCUUUCCGAGGAAGAGGUCUUGGCGAAAGAGAACCCCUUUGUGCAGCUCCUGAGUGGGGUGGUUUGGCUCCUGCGAAAUGGGGAAGUGUAUGUGAAUCAGAGCCAGGCCGUGGAGUGCGAUGAGACACAGACGACAGGGACGUUUGACACGUUCAUCAAUACAGUGUCUGCUAGGACGGCUGUGGGGCACGACAGGCAAGGACGGCUGGUCUUGGUGCAUGUGGAUGGACAGACCAACGCAAGAGGUCUGAACCUUUGGGAAAUGGCAGAAUUCCUGAAGAAACAGGACAUCGUCAAUGCCAUCAAUUUAGACGGUGGAGGAUCGGCCACCCUGGUCUUGAACGGCACCCUUGCCAGCUACCCCUCCGAUCACUGUGCGUUCGACAGCAUGUGGCGCUGUGCUCGACCCAUCUCAACCGUCCUGUGCGUCCACGAGCCUCUUUGCCGGCCUCCGGACUGCGGGGGACACGGGCGCUGCCUCCUGGGGCAAUGCCAAUGCGACGGGGCUUUUUGGAAAGGCCCCGCUUGCAACAUCCUGGACUGCGGACCUUCCAACUGCAGCUUCCAUGGGAUCUGCACACAGGCAGGAUGCCUUUGCGAUGCUGGCUGGGAAGGCGCAAACUGCACUGAAGUCUGUGCAAAAGGAUCCUAUGGGGACGGCUGCCUCCAGAAAUGCCUUUGCCUCAAUGGUGGCCAGUGCGACCCUGUCCACGGAUCCUGCACUUGCCCAGAUGGCUACCAAGGAAAACUCUGUGAAGAAGCCUGCCCCGUCGGACAAUACGGCCCAAACUGCCAGCAUUCCUGCCAUUGUCCAAACCAAUGUCCUUGUGACCAGAAGACGGGCAGCUGCAAUAUUUUUUCUGCAUCUCCCGGAAUAGCCGGACAGUGUUUGUUGAAAGACAGUCAGGAGGAGCACCUCUUCACACAGAAGGCCUGGAUAGGUAUAACGUUGAGUUUGUCCAUCCUGCUUUUGCUCAGUGGUGCGAUGAAUGUGAGGCUGCUCUUGUGCCGCUCCCUGGAGCAAAGAGAGCGUGGGAAAUACAUUUAUCACCCACUGGAGGACAUGAAUAGGGAGAGCCACCGGUGCCCAUCAUCAGACGACAUUUGGGAUGCUGUGCAGAGAGAAAGAGCCGAUUCCCUUUGAGGAGAAGACAAACGCAGCACUUUCCAUCCCAGCAGCACUUUGUAGCAAAACCUUCCAUGGGUUUUCUUGUUCAUGAAGAACAAUGGAGAGUGGGAGGAUGUUCAUCACUGGAGAAAAGAGCCUAAACUAUCCUGUGACAUUUGUGAAAUCAUGAGAAGUGUCCCUGAUGGAACAUUUUUUACAGAGAUGAAUAUGUAUUGAUGAUGUAUGGCUCUGGAAGGACACCUGAAGGAAACAUUUUAAGCCGAGGUUCAUGUUCUCUCACUGUUGAAGGGCCAGACUAUACUUUGCAAGAAACAUGAGCGCACUGCUCAUACCUUAUUUGGAGUGCAACAAAACCGCGAAAGAACAAUACAAUAUUUAAUAUGAAGAACAAUUUUAACCAACAUAAACUUACCCGUAUUGCAAUGGGAAAUGUGGCCCUGGCUGGCGAGAGAGUCACAUUUAUUAGGAUUUUUGUUGUGUGCCUUCAAAUCGUUUCAAGACCCUCCAGUGGCGCAAUGGGUCGAACCCUUGUGCAGGCAGGAUUGCUAACCGACAGGUUGGCGGUUCAAAUCCAGGGAGAAUGGGUGAGUUCCUUCUGUCAGCUCUACCUCCCCAUGCGGGGACAUGAGAGAAGCCUCCCACAAGGAUGGUAAAAACAUCAAACAUUCGGGCAACAUCCCCUGGGCAACAUCCUUGCAGACAGCCAAUUCUCUCACACCAGAAGCAACUUGUAAUUUCUCAAGUCGCUCCUGACACACAAAUUUUUUUAGACUAUCACAGAGUUUACUUAUCAAGAAUUAUUCAAAGGGGAUUUGCCUUUGUUUUCAUCUGAGGUUAAGAGUGGGACUUGGUUAAAGUCACACUUAUUUUCCUCCAUCCCUCUCUCAAUCCUUCCUUUCUUCCAUGUGUGACACGAAGCAAAGGAAUGUGUGACACAAAGCAAAAGCAAUGCAGUGAGGGUGAAUAAAUUGCCUUGGCGGGCUGUAUUCUGACCAUGGAGUUUAGUUUGAGGACCCGAAUUCUGUGACUAAUACGCGUAUGUGCCUUCGAGUUGCCUACUGACUUAUGGCAACUCUAUUUAUUCAACGGUGUUCUUAAGCAGCAAAUAAUUAAGUGGUGGGUUUGACAGUUCCUUCCUCCAAAACAAAGCCUCCAGCAGUUGGUAUUCAUUGGUGGUCUCCCAUUCAAGUACGAUCCAGGGCUGACCUUGCUUAGUUUCAAACAUCAGACUGGAUCUGGUGCCUUUAGGGUAUUUUGGCAUAGGCAAAUGCAUCUUACCAAGCUCCCUGAUAAACAAACUUAAUUUUUUAGCACUCACUGGCACCAUUAUGUCCUUUCCACUGUUGCUGUUUUGGGCAAACUCCCCAAACUGGAAGUUUGAGGGCUAAAACAUCUGGUAGGAUGGAAGGGUGAAAUGAACUAAAAUCAUAAUAAGGGAGCUUAUGAUGUCCAAUCGCCAUCAUUUCUGGAAGUUGCUCACUCAUGCCAUAAAAGCACAGGCUUUCUGUUCAAUGGAAUUAACGUUGCCCAAGCAGAUCCAAACGCCAGCAAGAAAGACGAGAGUAUUGUAAUUUCAACGAUCCUUAAGUGAAAAGGUGAGUUGAACUUGAACAUUGGAUUGUUCAAAUAGUAAUAGAAUGAAGGCCUGGGAAGCUUAGGUUUGUUUAUUUCCUCCAAAGAGCUCAGAGAUAAAAUGCUGAAUAGGGCCUUAAGGUAUUAUGGUUCUUACUUCCAAUUAAAAUGAUGACAGAAUUAAUUGUUGUGCUUUAGGUUUUCAUGGGUCUCACUUUGGUCUCAUGACAAAGGGUUUUUCAGUAAUAUUUUUUGAAAGACAACUGUUUCCUUUGGGCCAAGAGAGUUAUUUAAAAGCCUGAAUUGGAAUAUCUGACUCGCUUUAGGUGCACUUUACUUCAUUUUGGACCAAUGGCCGAAACCCACUGAUUUUUGGUUUUAGGUCACGUUUGAAACUUUGUCUUGAAAUAAUCUAUUUUGUUAUCACUGGAAACGAGAGAACUGAAGAAACAUGGCAUUUGUACAAAAUAAACAGAUUUUUCUCUCUCCUC